Molecule: messenger RNA, 1332 nt
Organism: Aspergillus glaucus CBS 516.65
Lineage: Eukaryota; Fungi; Ascomycota; Eurotiomycetes; Eurotiales; Aspergillaceae
Product: SMP-30/gluconolactonase/LRE family protein
Exons: 1
Coding region: 1-1287 (428 amino acids)
Source: RefSeq, a predicted model, not a curated record
AUGAAGAGCAUUCUCGCCAUCGCUGUGAAUGCCGCCAUCGUGGCCGGCAUGGUCGUCCUGGAGCCACGCCAGUACCAGCAGCGACCCCUGGCACCAGGCAAGACGAUCGAUGGACUGGCUCGUCCGUGUAUUGCGCCUGGCGUCGUGUGUGUCAACCAACAUGCAGCCAACCUGCCGUAUCCCUUCUGGCGUGAGUCGCCUAACGGCACCUUUGCCAACAAUCUUGCCGACAUUGAGAUCGGAGGGGUGGAAUCCACUUCCUGGACGCAGGUGGCCUCGGCUAACUUUUUGGUCUUUGAUGAGACUCGCGGUCGUCAAUUGCUGGGAGAGACGCCCAGUGUGGACUUUAUCUUCGCCGUAAGUCCAUGGGCGUUGCACGAAUCGCCCACCUUUGUCCCGGGACUGAACAAGAUCUUCUUCUCGGAACUGUCACCCAUCCUGGAGCAAUUCGUCAUCGAUCUGAAUGCCGAGCCAUACACGCUGUCUCAGUUCAAGGCAAAUCCUCCUAUCUAUGUGCCCAACGGCGGCUUCUACCACGACGGACUGAUCUACUACUCCGUCGCCGGCAGCAAUGCCACCAGCCAACGUCCAGGCAUUAUCACGUUCGAUCCUUGGACCAACCGCACCUCCACCCUGCUGAACAACUACUACGGACUCACCUUCACCGAUUGCGACGAUGUCAUUGUGGACCCCGUCACCGGGUUCGUCUGGUUCACCGUGCCCUACUACUCCUGGUGGCUGCAGGUCGCAGACACCGCACCGCAGCUCAAAUCCGCCACAUAUCGCUUCGAUCCCGUCACAGGCUCUACAGUUGUGGUGAAUGAUGAGAUGCGCUCACCCAACGGCAUCGCCAUGAGCCCCGAUAGGAGACACAUCUACAUCACCGACACAGAAGCGGCGGGUCAAUCAGCGCCCAUCUCACUCGAUAUGCCCAGCCCGGGAGUGUCAGGCCUGCUGUUCAACACGACCGGCAAGCGCACCGUGUACAAGUUUGAUCUCACCGAUCAUGGCCGCGCCAUUACCAACAAACGGCCCAUUCACUACGAUGCUAUCGGCACCGUGCCGGAUGGACUCAAGGUCGCUCGUAAUGGGUGGGUGGUUACUGCUACUGGGAAUGGAUUGAGCGUAAUGGAUGAGUAUGGUGACCUGAUUGCCAGGGUGCAAACGAAUUUUACGGUCAACAAUUUUGUUUGGUCAGAUCAGGAUGAUUAUCGUGAAGUGUGGAUGGUUGGCCAGGGGGGUGUUGGUCGUGUGCGAUGGGAUUUGCAGGGUCAGAAGGCUGCCUGAUCUGGAAGCUACAUAGUCAAGACUUGUUUUUCGCGAAAAUGGAAC